AUGGAAGCCGAGUUUGUAGCCGCUACCAAGGCGGCACGCGAGUUGCUCGAACUGCGUAAGAUGCUCAGCGAGAUUGGUAUGGCAUGGGUAUUGCUAAUAAAGCUCUAUGUCGACAACCAAGCGGCCAUCGGUCAAAUUUCGGGUGAAGCACAAUCGGUGAAGGCCAAGCAUAUCGAUGUUCGACUUGAGUUCCUGUGCUGUUCUUCGCGCCGCGGUGUGAUCGCUGCGUGCUACCUGAGGUCAAAGAUGAUGCUUGCCGAUCUAAUGAAGAAGGCUUAUGAUGCGUCGAAGCUUGCAUCGCUUCGUGGGAUACUAUGCAUCGGCUAG
Peronospora matthiolae is the source of this 327-nucleotide messenger RNA. NCBI's taxonomy places the organism in Eukaryota, Oomycota, Peronosporomycetes, Peronosporales, Peronosporaceae. The record is from the annotation of a GenBank genome assembly.